Messenger RNA from Camelina sativa (false flax), 3231 nucleotides. The record is from RefSeq and is a predicted model, not a curated record. Lineage: Eukaryota; Viridiplantae; Streptophyta; Magnoliopsida; Brassicales; Brassicaceae.
AGUCCCGUCGUGAUUCGUAUCCAAUUUGAUUGAGCCCUUAACCCUAAUUUCGAUUUCGACGAUCCUCUCUCUGAUGGCGAACGACAAGCAGAUCGAAUCUCACCACCGCAAGCACCGCCGUUCAUCUUCUUCCUCCGACGAAACCGAUAAAUCAUCGAAGCGGCACAAGCACCGUCACCACAAGCAUCAUCACCGCAGGCAUCAUCGCCAUCACCGUGAUAAGAAGCGCGGCGAUGAAAUUCCAGCCGCCGGCGAUGAGACAGAGGCGAUGGAUGUUACGGAGGCGGAUCCGAGUGGAGUUAGUAACGGCCGUGAGGAGGAUGUGGAGGAAGGGGAGAUUCUAGAAGAAGGUGGAAGCGGCGCUGUUUUGGUGAAGACGGCAGAUUCCGAAGGCGAGUCAGGCGAAAUCAAAUCCGAUCAAUUUCAAGAUAAUGAUCUGCCUCCCCUUGCGAAAAAAGGGCGUCAAGGAGAAGAUGUGAGUUCUAAUGGUGUUGUAACGCGUGAAGCUGAAAUGGAGGAUAAGAGGUUGUGUAAAGAAGCUGGAGAUCCUUCAGAGAGAGUUAGUAAAAGAAGGUAUGCGAAUGGCAGGAGCUCAUUUUCUCCAGAAAGCUCUGAAGAGAAGCAUAGGAGCAGAAACAGGUCUCCGUCAAACAGUAGGCAGUCUAACGAAGUCCGUCCUCGGAGUAGAUCUAGGUCACAUGAUAGGGAGAGGGAAAUUUCAAGAUCAAGGAUUGUUGCGGAGGAUGAGUUUUUGGACAGAGGAAGACAUCAUGAUUCUAGUAGGGAUUAUCAUCAUGACAGAGUUGACUCAGGUAGGACUGAGGACAGAUAUCAUCGACGUGGGCGAUAUGAGGAAAAUGACAGACAAUAUAGUCGAGACGUGUUUGAAAGAGAAAGAAGUAAGGAGAAAGAUAUGGACAGGGACGGAAGCAUAAGAGAUAGAGAUUCAGAAGGAAGUAAGCGAAGAGGGAGAGAUAGUGAUCGAAGGAGGGAAAGAGAACGAGAGAAGAGGAGGGAUAUAGAGGUUGACCAUGAAAGGCGAAAAGAGAAGGAACGAGAGCGCAGCAUUGAUAGGAGAAGGGAGAGGGAAGGAGAUUAUUUACGAGAUAGAGACAACGAAAGAGGUAGGAGUAGAGAUAGAACCAGGUAUAACAGCAGAGAGAGUAAGAGGGAAAGGGAUAGUGAAAAAGAUAGGGAGAAAGGAAGAGAAAUCCAGACUGAUAGGGAGAAGUAUAUAAGUAGUGAUGUGGACUACAGUGAGAUGAGGCACGGACAGUCUAGACAAUCAAGAUAUGAUGAGACAGAUGACUUAGAAAUGAGAAGGCCAAAUUCCUUGAAGGCCAAUAAUUCUAAGGAUGAUAAGUCAGAAGAGACGUGGGGAAAUGAUGAAAGGUCCCGAAAUGAGGAUGGCCAAGAUAAUGACGAAGGAGUUGUAUGGAAAACUCCAGAGGAGGAAGAAGAAGAACUAAAUAGAAUCAAGGAGGAGAGCAGGAAGCGAAUGCUAGCCGUACUGGAGAAACAUAAGAAGAAGCCUGAGCAGCAAAAUGAACUUUUCUCUCAGGAUAAGCCGAAAGAUGUCGUUCAGGAAGCUGCCCCAGAGUCGGCUUCUUCUGCAGUUGUCAUAGCAGCUAAUGUUGGUCAAGCCAAAUCUAACAUUGAUGCUGAUGAUGACAAGGCAUCAUUACUGGCUCCAGCAGGGCUUGGUGAAGGUAGCCCAAAGAGUGAAAGGUCAGCUGACAUGUUCCAUGAUGAUAUCUUUGGAGAGUCUCCAGCUGGUAUCCGGAAAGUGGGAGGGAAAGGUGACGGUGUUCCCAUGGUGAGGAGCGGGCUUCAUGAUAAUUGGGAUGAUGCAGAGGGUUAUUACAGCUAUCAGUUUGGCGAGUUAUUGGAUGGUAGAUAUGAAGUCAUUGCUACUCAUGGAAAAGGUGUCUUCUCUACUGUGGUUCGUGCAAAAGAUUUGAAAGCUGGACCUGCUGAACCUGAAGAAGUGGCAAUAAAAAUUAUUCGUAACAACGAGACGAUGCAUAAAGCUGGCAAGAUUGAGGUUCAGAUUUUGAAGAAGCUGGCCGGCGCUGACCGAGAUGACAGGCGCCACUGCGUUCGUUUUCUUUCAACCUUCAAGUAUCGCAAUCACCUUUGCUUGGUGUUUGAGUCUCUUCAUUUGAAUCUUCGUGAGGUCUUGAAGAAGUUUGGCCGCAACAUUGGUCUUCAACUAUCUGCUGUUAGGUCGUAUUCGAAGCAGCUAUUCAUUGCCCUUAAACAUCUGAAGAAUUGUGGGGUGCUUCACUGCGAUAUAAAACCUGACAACAUGCUGGUCAAUGAGGGAAAAAACGUGUUGAAGCUUUGUGACUUUGGUAAUGCAAUGUUUGCUGGUAAAAACGAAGUUACACCGUAUCUUGUUAGUCGCUUUUACAGAUCCCCUGAAAUUAUUCUGGGGCUCGCCUAUGACCAUCCGUUGGAUAUAUGGUCUGUUGGCUGCUGUCUGUAUGAGCUUUAUAGCGGGAAAGUUCUUUUCCCUGGCGCCACAAACAAUGAUAUGUUACGCCUUCAUAUGGAACUGAAAGGUCCCUUCCCUAAAAAAAUGCUUCGCAAGGGAGCAUUUAUUGAUCAGCACUUUGAUCAUGACUUGAACUUUUAUGCUACAGAGGAAGACACUGUCAGUGGAAAGCUGAUGAAGAGAAUGAUCGUAAAUGUGAAGCCGAAAGAUUUUGGUUCAAUCAUUAAAGGUUACCCAGGUGAGGAUCCCAAGAUGUUGGCUCAUUUCAGGGAUCUCUUGGACAAAAUUUUCAUCCUUGAUCCCGAAAGGAGACUGACUGUGUCACAGGCAUUAGCUCACCCAUUCAUCACUGGCAAGUGAAACUACGUUGCCAUUUUCUCUGUUAUAUCAGGAAAUGCUGUUGUCCUAGAUAUCUGUACAUUAUACAUCUUAAUUUUUAAUUUUAAGGUUUCUAAUCUUUGAAUUGUCUCUACCUACCUUCUGCUGCCUGAGAAAGCUUUGGUUACAAUGUCGACAUGGGUGGAGUUCUCAUUACCGACGAUUCUCAGGGGACUUUACUGGUUCUCUAUUGUAAGAAAACUCGCUAAUGGCGCUUUCUUUCUUUAUACUGCUGUGUAAUCAUUCGCGACUUUACUCACUGUAGAAGUCUAUGUUUUGAAACUUUUCAUCUCAAUAAGGAGAGGGCCAUUCUGAAUUAUUUUUAUAAUUUUAUGGAAGCUAUGUGAGAAAUGUCA